AUGUCUGCAGCACAACGUCUUACACAGGUCUCUGGCCACAUGGGUGCCUCCAAGAGCGGCAGCGCUGGUAGGGCGAAGCUUCUGCAGAAGAACCCAGACGACAUCGUCGUCACAGCAUGCCUGCGAACUGCGUUGACAAAGGGAGGGAAAGGCGGAUUCAAAGAUACCCCGGCCGCAGACCUGCUUGUCGGAGCUUUCAAAUCCCUUCUCGAGAGAUCCAAGAUUGAUCCUGCGUUGGUGGAAGAUAUUGCUGUGGGCUCGGUCUUGCCACCAGGAGGUGGCGCAACUGAGUUCCGUGCUGCUGCUCUUGCCGCUGGGCUCCCAGUUACGGCUGCUGUGAGGAGUUUGAACAGACAGUGCUCGUCAGGUCUGCAAGCUUGCGUGGAUAUCGCCAAUGCGAUUAGCAGCGGCAUGAUCGAGGUUGGUAUUGGAGCUGGUGUUGAGAGUAUGAGCUUGCAAUACGGGCCUGGUGCUGUCACAGAAUUCUCCGAACUCCUCGAAUCACACCCCGAAUCUGCCAACUGCAAGGUCUCUAUGGGUGUCCUUUCCGAGCAGAUGGCCAAGGAUAGAAAUGUCCCUCGUUCAUUGCAGGAUGCAUUCGCUGCCUCCUCGUAUCAAAAAGCGCUCAAGGCACAAGAGGCGGGACUCUUCGAUGAGGAAAUUGCGCCUCUGAAGGUCAAGUGGGAAGACCCUAAGACUGGCGAUGUUAAGGAGAUCACAGUUGCCAAAGAUGAUGGCGUUCGACCAGGCAUCACUGCUGAAAGUCUCGGCAAGAUCAAGCCGGCAUUUGCCAAAGACGGCUCUAUCCACGCUGGUAACGCAAGCCAAAUUUCCGACGGCGCAGCAGCCGUGCUUCUCAUGAAGCGCUCUACAGCUGAGAAGCUAGGCCAGCAGAUCCUGGGUAAAUACGUUGCCGCAUCCGUGGCUGGCGUUGCUCCUCUGCUUAUGGGUGUUGGACCUUGGGCAGCAAUCCCCAAGGUGUUUGAGAAGACAGGCAUCAACAAGGAUGAUGUGGAUAUUUUCGAGAUCAACGAGGCGUUUGCCAGCCAGUGUGUCUGGUGCGCGAACGAGCUGGGCCUGGAUCCUAAGAAGAUCAACCCCAAGGGUGGAGCGAUUGCCUUUGGACAUCCUUUGGGAUGCACGGGCGCUCGACAGGUCAGCACACUAUUGUACGAGUUAAGGAGAAGAGGGGAGAAGGUCGGCGUGACGAGCAUGUGCGUAGGGACAGGAAUGGGCAUGGCUGCCGUGUGGGUGGCGGAAUAG
Messenger RNA from Venustampulla echinocandica, 1263 nucleotides. RefSeq names its product putative Acetyl-CoA acyltransferase. Gene Ontology annotation, cellular component: peroxisome. The transcript has 4 exons. Bases 1 to 1263 code for a protein of 420 amino acids. The record is from RefSeq and is a predicted model, not a curated record. Gene Ontology annotation, biological process: fatty acid beta-oxidation; phenylacetate catabolic process. NCBI's taxonomy places the organism in Eukaryota, Fungi, Ascomycota, Leotiomycetes, Helotiales, Pleuroascaceae. Gene Ontology annotation, molecular function: acetyl-CoA C-acyltransferase activity.